UAUUUGGUUAUCGGCUUGCCUGGACUAGAGAAGUUCCUGUUAUAAAUACAUGAUGACAGAUCAUCUUCUCCUCAAGAGCCACUGGUGGAAGUCUGUGCAGAGGCGACUAAAUGCUAUUGCUGAGUAACUGGAUUUCCAAUCACAGAAGGAAAAUAUCAUGUCUCGAUCACGCCAACCCCCUCUUGUAACUGGUAUCUCUCCCAAUGAAGGGAUUUCAUGGACAAAAGUCACAAUUAGAGGAGAAAACUUGGGAACUGGGCCAACAGACCUCAUAGGUUUAACAAUCUGCGGACACAACUGUCUGCUGACUGCUGAAUGGAUGUCUGCCAGUAAAAUAGUGUGUCGAGUGGGACAAGCUAAAAAUGAUAAGGGGGACAUUAUUGUCACUACAAAAUCAGGUGGCAGAGGAACUUCGACUGUUUCCUUCAAACUCCUGAAACCUGAGAAAAUAGGUAUCUUGGAUCAGUCUGCUGUCUGGGUUGAUGAAAUGAACUAUUAUGACACGCGCACUGACAGGAACAAAGGGAUUCCCCCCUUGUCUCUACGCCCAGCUAAUCCACUUGGUAUUGAGAUAGACAAAGGCAGAUUUCCCCAGAAGGAUUUGGAGGCACUGUUUCCUGGGAUGAGUGCCGAUUUCACUAGUGAAAACUUCUCUGCUGCAUGGUAUUUGAUAGAGAACCAUUCAACAACAAGUUUUGAUCAGCUCAAAAUGGCAGUCAUGAAUCUGAAGAAGCAGGCAAACAAGAAAAAUGAGGGGAGUCUAGCAUAUGUGAAAGGAGGUCUCAGCACUUUUUUUGAAGCACAAGAUGCCCUGUCAGCAAUCCAUCAAAAACUGGAAGCGGACGGAACGGAAAAAGUAGAAGGAUCCAUGACGCAAAAACUGGAGAAUGUACUGAACAGGGCAAGUAACACUGCAGAUACCUUAUUCCAAGAAGUGUUGGGUCGCAAAGACAAGGCAGAUUCAACAAGAAAUGCACUCAAUGUCCUUCAGCGUUUUAAGUUUCUUUUUAACCUUCCUCUUAAUAUUGAAAGGAAUAUCCAAAAGGGUGAUUACGAUGUGGUCAUUAAUGACUAUGAAAAAGCUAAGUCGCUGUUUGGGAAGACUGAGGUUCAAGUGUUCAAAAAAUAUUAUGCUGAAGUUGAAACACGAAUUGAAGCCUUAAGAGAACUUCUUCUGAAUAAAUUGCUUGAGACUCCAUCAACAUUACAUGAUCAAAAACGUUAUAUAAGAUAUCUUUCUGAUCUCCAUGCUUCUGGGGACCCUGCUUGGCAGUGUAUUGGUGCCCAGCACAAAUGGAUUCUUCAACUCAUGCAUAACUGCAAAGAGAGCUACGUUAAAGAUCAAAAAGGUAAUUCGUUGCUACAUAGCCCCAUGCUAGAUCUAGACAGUGAUGUGCGUCCGUCUCCACUUGGUCAUCUCAGUCAGACUGCUUCGCUGAAAAGGGGCAGCAGCUUUCAUUCGGGUCAUGAUGACACUUGGCGUUAUAAAGCUCCUCAACAAGUUGCAUUUGUUGAAAAGUUGACAAAACUUGUUGUAAUUCAGCUCCCCAACUUCUGGAAGCUCUGGAUUUCUUACGUGAAUGGAAGCCUUUUCAGUGAGACUGCUGAAAAAUCUGGUCAAAUGGAAAGAUCAAAGAAGAAUGCUAGGCAAAGACAAAAUGAUUUCAAGAAAAUGAUUCAGGAGGUGAUGCAGUCCCUGGCAAAACUGAUCCGUGGAGCUUUGCUUCCAUUCAGCCUCAGAGAAGGAGAGUUGAGACAGUAUGGUGGCUGGGAGAUGAAAUCUGAACUCUCUGGACAGUGGCUUACACAUGUCAUCCAGACUGUAAGGCUUAGUUAUGAGUCCCUUACUGCACUUGAAAUACCAAAUGAUAUGCUUCAUAUCAUCCAGGAUCUUAUUUUGGAUCUUCGAGUACAUUGUAUAAUGGUCACCUUACAACACACAGCUGAAGAUGUGAAGAGGUUAGCUGAAAAGGAAGACUGGGUGGUUGAUAAUGAAGGUUUAACAUCUCUGCCAUCCCAGUUUGAACAAUGCAUUGUGCAUUCCUUGCAGUCACUCAAGAGUGUUCUGGACUGCAAACCUGGAGAAGCCAGUGUUUUCCAGCAACAAAAAACACAGGAGGAUGUGUGCCAGCUAAGCAUUGGUAUCAUGCAGGUUUUUAUAGAUUGUCUGGAACAACUGAGCACUAAGCCUGAUUGUGAAGCAGAUACCACACAUCUUUCAGCUGACGUUUCAUCUCCUGAUUUAUUUGGAAGCAUUCACGAAAACUCUAGUUUAUCUUCCGAGAAAAGACUUUUAAUUGUACUCAGUAAUUGCUGCUACCUGGAACAUCAUACUUUCAUAAAUAUAGCUGAACACUUUGAGAAACAUAGCUUCCAAGGAGUUGAAAAAAUAACUCAAAUUAGUAUGGAAUCAUUGAAGGAGUUGGCUCAAAGGCUGUUUGAAAUUUACAUUGAAUUGAAGGCAGAUCCUAUAGUUGGCUCUUUAGAACCUGGCAUUUAUGCAGGAUAUUUUGAUUGGAAAGAUUGUCUCAUUCCAACAGGUGUCAGAAACUAUUUGAAAGAAGCAUUAGUGAAUAUCAUUGCUGUGCAUGCAGAGGUAUUCACCAUCUCUAAGGAAUUAGUGCCUCGAGUACUGUCAAGGCUUGUGGAAUCUGUUGCUGAAGAACUAAGUCGACUGAUGCAGUGUGUAUCAUCGUUCAGUAAAAAUGGAGCUUUACAGGCAAGGCUUGAAAUUUAUGCAUUGAGAGAUGCUGUGGCCGUAUACCUAACGCCAGAAAGCAACUCAAGUUUUAAGCAAGCUUUGGAAGCCCUGCCGCAACUCUUAAGUGGAGCAGACAAAAAGUUAUUAGAAGAGCUACUAAACAAAUUUAAAAGUAGUAUGCACCUGCAGCUCACCUGCUUUCAAGCUUCUUCGGCAAUGAUGAAAACAUAGACACAACAGCAAAAUACAAGUAAUCCCACAAAAGAACACAGAUAAACAUACUCCCAUUACUCCCGACUGUUUUCAUUUCCUUUGAACACUCAGCAGAAUACUUACUCAUUGGAGUGGUGUUUCAAUUUACUGGCAAGCAAUGGUGUGAUUCAUGUAGUGUAGCCUUCAAAUUAAGAAAGAUUAUUAGAAAUGCCACCGUAAAAAAAAUUAUCGAUUGUUUUUCAUCGUAUCAA
Molecule: messenger RNA, 3165 nt
Organism: Chelonoidis abingdonii (Abingdon island giant tortoise)
Lineage: Eukaryota; Metazoa; Chordata; Testudines; Testudinidae
Source: RefSeq, a predicted model, not a curated record